Molecule: messenger RNA, 408 nt
Organism: Protopolystoma xenopodis
Lineage: Eukaryota; Metazoa; Platyhelminthes; Monogenea; Polystomatidea; Polystomatidae
Source: the annotation of a GenBank genome assembly
AUGGACGCUGGCUUAUGCUCCUUAUGCGGGGAGGAGAGUUUUGGCACAGGAUCGAACCACAUUCGUGAAAAGGAUGGGCUCUGGGCCUUGCUUGCAUGGCUUUCCAUCUUAUCUGUUCGUCGUAGCCACGACCUUAAGACAGCAGAGGUCGAGGUCUUGAUGCGUGAGCAUUGGUCUCGAUUUGGUAGACAUUUCUUCACUCGUUAUGAUUUUGAAGAUUGCGAAUCAACUCAUGGUAAUGAGAUUAUGCGCCGCCUUGAUGCCCUUCUGGCUGACCCAAAGACGGUUGGGCGCAGUUACUCCAUCGACGGAAUUGAUUAUAGCAUUUCUAAAAUCGACAAUUAUACAUAUACAGAUCCAGUAGAUAAGACGGUGUCUAAGAACCAGCAUAAGAUCUUACAGUAUUAA